CCGAAAUCCUAAAAUCAAAAUUCUAAAUCCCUAAAUACCUAGCGACCAGAAGAACGACUGAGCGACUCCGCCAAACACUCCGACGACGCUACGAAUCUGCGAAUUUGGUGUAGGAAUGUUGAAGUUGCAUCUUUCAAUAAUUCGAGUUUGGGUGCAAUGACAGAUUGUAUUAGCUAGUAGUUGGAUGAAUGCACAUUGUUGAAAUGUCGACCUCAAUUCCAGUCAAUCCUGUUGAUAAUAUCCAUAUGGCUGGAGAAGACAGAAUUAGUGAACUCCCCGUGGGUAUACUUGACAAUAUUUUGGGAUUUUUGCCGAUUCAAGAAGCUGCUAGAACUGUGAUUUUAUCUUCCUCCUGGAAGGAUAUCUGGUUUAGUCUGACAAAGCUCAACUUUUGCCAUGGUUUUUUUGAUUACAUAUGUCUUAAAUAUUCCGAUGCUGAAGGUUGGAAGUCGGAUUCUCAAUCUCCUAUUUGGGAAGUAAUUAACAAAAUUCUCAUGCAGCACAAUGGACCUAUUCAGAAAAUUGUCUUCGACUUUUCUGAAGAAGUAUUUGUAUUCCAUUCCCCUGAAGAAUUUGAUUUUUGGGAUAUAUCUAAGUUGUUGUCGUACAACUUGAAUCAGUGGUUUCUUCUUCUCACCCAGAAUGGUGUUGAAGAAAUUGACAUUUCUUGUUUUAGAGAGACAAAAUGCCAGGUGCCGAAUUGCUUACUUUCUUGCCCAACACUGAAGAAAUUGAAACUUGAAAAUGUCGAUGUUGAACCAAUAAAUGACUAUUGUAUACUUCCGAAUGUUACAUCACUUUCUCUUCGGUAUGUUGACUUUAAUCCUACAACUUGUUCGGAUUAUGGUGUUUAUCUUCCUAUGCUAGAGGAUCUCUCAUUUGAUCAAUGCGAUAAGAUAUUUUAUUUUAACAUUGUUGCACCAAAGCUUGGUAGUUUGGAGAUCUCCCUGCUCGAGUAUUCUCCUUAUUUAAAAAAAAAAUUUGGAGUUCUGCCGCCUAACUUGGACUUGAGAUCUAUAUCAAGAUUUGAUUUGAUUUGUUCCCCCUGUUGCUUUGAGGUGCUUAUUAAAGAACAUAUUAGAGUUGGACAUGCACCUGCACUAAACUUUGAACUCCUCAAGCUAAGUGUAGCAACUUGUAGAUUUACGCCAGAAUAUAUAAAUAAUUCUGCAUUCAUAAAUCUGCUGCGAGCAUGCCCAAAAUUAUGCGAACUUGAUAUAUGGCAUCUAGAGCCAUUGAAUUUAAAUCCAGAGGAUUUUGUGCUUAUGGAGGAACUCAGCAGUGUGGCUCAAACACUGAAAAUGCUUCGCACUUUGAAGUUUAGCCGUUUUUUUGGGUUGACGUCUGAAGUGCAGACUAUUAAGGCGUUACUAGCUUGCUUUCCAGGAAUUAAGAAGGUUUUCAUUGUUCGAGGGUUGAUUAGCUCUGAUGAAGAAUUUAAAAUUAUGCAGAAACUUUUAGACUUCCCUCGUGCCUCUACAGAAGCAGAAUUUUUUUACAUAGAGGAAUUUUAAUUUUAUGCUGUUUCCUUAGUAUGUAAGUUCUGUAUUGUGUAAUGGUUUGUGAGAUUGCUUAUUAGGUUUGAAUGUACUAUCACAACUGAAGUUGGGCUUUAACGGUUUGUUUCCGGUAUUAUAUUAACUACUAGUAUUUUCACCUGUGCGAUGCACGGAAUGGAUUAUAUAAAUUAUAACAUCAAAUAUUAUAUAGUGCAAUUGAAGAUAUAUUUUGGA
Ipomoea triloba (trilobed morning glory) is the source of this 1733-nucleotide messenger RNA. RefSeq names its product F-box/FBD/LRR-repeat protein At1g13570-like. The transcript has 4 exons. The coding region runs from base 189 to 1514 and encodes 441 amino acids. Lineage: Eukaryota; Viridiplantae; Streptophyta; Magnoliopsida; Solanales; Convolvulaceae. Gene Ontology annotation, molecular function: protein binding. The record is from RefSeq and is a predicted model, not a curated record.